This is a messenger RNA of Rhinocladiella mackenziei CBS 650.93, 1230 nucleotides long. RefSeq lists its product as uncharacterized. Bases 1 to 1230 code for a protein of 409 amino acids. NCBI's taxonomy places the organism in Eukaryota, Fungi, Ascomycota, Eurotiomycetes, Chaetothyriales, Herpotrichiellaceae. The record is from RefSeq and is a predicted model, not a curated record. The transcript has 3 exons.
AUGACCAACUCUUUUGCCCACAUGGAGAAGCCCUCCCUCAUAUGGCAUUGGAGAUCAUGGGAGGACAUCAAAGCGGCGUCUCGCUUCACGCUCGCCAAUUACAUGAAUAUCAUCCUUCUCGUUGUCUUUCUCCUCCUGGCAAUCAUACAAGCGAGGGCCAAACAAAAAGCCGCCAAAAAAGCUGGCUAUGAAAAACGCUUCCUCAAAGCCCCCGAAUUUCCUCCAGUGGAAGAACAAACAGACUUCGACUGGAAAACCACUGAACCACUCCAAAAUCGCCCUUUCAAGCCCAAAUACCACCUGACCAUGGCCGACUCUGACGACUCAGCCCUUGAAAACCUUGACCCCUCCGACCUGUUGUUGAUGGACAAGAACUACGCCGAUCGAAUCGCAUACCGCAAACGCAUCAUGGCCGAACACGGAGAACAUGUUGUCAACGUCAAUGACGAUAUGCGUACCCGUCCCGCCGUUGUCGAACUGUACAUAUUCUUGAUGGGCACGUACCUCCCGCUCCGUUUCCCCAAGAUGUUCAAACUACACGAGACCGAUUAUGAGCAAGGCAAGACGUUCAUGCUUGAGAAUCUCGUCACAAAGGAACUGUUUCCCGCGCGUCCAACGCCUCAGACGCCGACGACCCAGCUCCUCAACACGCUGGGUCGGACCGUUGAUGAAGACAUCCUCUUCCUCCUUCCCGAAGAAGACAGCGACGACCCCAAGUAUAUCCUCGAGGCAUACGUGGUAGUGUGUGCAUCUGGCUUUGACCCAGCCGCGAAGAUCGGCAAGCGCCUGGCGGCCAUCCAUGGACCCGUUCCGGGCUACAGCGCGAAACUAGAAGGAAGCAUGGACCGAUUCUUCGCCAAGCUUGAAGUAGGCAAGUACGUGAAGCGGGUGAACUGGGCCGUGACGACGAACACGGAGCUGUAUGCCGCGGGUGCGGGCACCACGCACGCCCACGAAGGAGAUCACGUGGAGGAGCUCGACACCAUCGACGUCGACAAGACAUUCGUCCGCUCCGAGCGGCAGACUCUGCAUCGCCUGCCUAAAUCUAAGGCCUUGGUCUUCGCUUUCAAGACAUACUUGUAUCCGAUCAGCCAGAUCAAAGAGGAGGGAUCGGGCGAGGAGCUUGCGACGGCGAUCGAUGGGCUCAAGGCUGGCAAUGUGCCGCAGAUGCAUUUCUACAAGAGAGGCGUCGUCUGGGGUGAGGCGGUCAAGAGGUAUUUGAGGAGUUAG